Messenger RNA from Onychostoma macrolepis, 2260 nucleotides. It is a transcript of the gene sirt2, whose product is annotated as sirtuin 2 (silent mating type information regulation 2, homolog) 2 (S. cerevisiae). Lineage: Eukaryota; Metazoa; Chordata; Actinopteri; Cypriniformes; Cyprinidae. The record is from RefSeq and is a predicted model, not a curated record. The transcript has 16 exons. Gene Ontology annotation, molecular function: histone deacetylase activity, NAD-dependent; NAD+ binding. The coding region runs from base 302 to 1441 and encodes 379 amino acids.
CAUACCAGGGACCAGUCGUUUGCAUUGAUACAUUUAAAUGAACAUACGAUUAAGCCUAUAAGUUUCUUCUGUAAAAUAAAAAUCGUCCUUUGAUUUGAACGCGACUCAACGGAGAACUGGGCUCUGAGCCUCUAUUGCGCCCCUCGAGGAACGGACCGUAUGUUCCACAGGAACGAAAACAUUAGCCACCCAAUGAAAUAUUAGCGACGCACACAAGCAAUUGUCCCUUUAAUAAAACACUGUUGUUGUCAUCUCUUAACUUUGUGUUUUGGGAUUUUUAGUACUGUUUGAAAGCGGAUAGAUGUCUGAAGAGGUUUCUAAAAGGGCAGAAGAGGAGGCUGACACACCAGAUCUCGAGGGUCAGUCUGACGACAGCAGCGACGAGGGCGACGCUUCAGGAGACACUGAGAUGGAUUUCCUGCGCAGUCUCUUCUCACGAACUCUUGGCCUGAGUCCUGGAGAGAAAGUCUUGGAUGAGCUGACCCUGGAUGCGGUCGCCCGCUAUAUCCUGAGUGGCAAAUGCAAGAACAUUAUCUGUAUGGUUGGAGCUGGAAUAUCUACAUCUGCUGGAAUCCCAGAUUUCCGCUCUCCUGGCACUGGUUUAUAUGCCAAUUUGCAGAAGUACAGUCUGCCUUACCCAGAGGCCAUCUUUCAGAUCGACUAUUUCAAGAAACAUCCAGAGCCCUUUUUUGCUCUAGCCCGAGAACUCUACCCAGGACAGUUUAAGCCCACAGUCUGUCACUAUUUCAUGAAGAUGCUGAAGGACAAAGGUCUACUGACUCGAUGCUACUCUCAGAAUAUCGAUACUUUAGAGAGAGUUGCAGGUCUGGAAGGAGAGGACCUGAUUGAAGCUCAUGGUACAUUUCAUACCUCUCACUGUGUGAGCUUCCUGUGUCGUAAGGAGUACUCCAUGGACUGGAUGAAAAAUAAAAUUUUCUCUGAAGAUAUUCCUAAGUGUGAUUCCUGUGGGAGCCUGGUAAAACCUGAUAUUGUGUUUUUUGGGGAGAAUCUACCAGCCCGAUUCUUCGCUACCAUGAAAAUGGACUUUCCUCGAUGUGACCUUCUCAUCAUAAUGGGCACAUCCCUGCAGGUUCAACCAUUUGCAUCACUUGUCAAUAGAGUGUCAAACAGCUGUCCUAGGCUGCUCAUCAAUAUGGAGAAAACCGGACAGUCAGAAUUUGGCAUGGGGUUAUUUGGUUUUGGAGGAGGAAUGGAUUUUGACUCAGACAAAGCCUACAGAGAUGUGGCUCACCUGAGCACCUGUGAUGAUGGCUGCAUGGCUCUCGCCGAACUGCUGGGCUGGAAAGCAGAGCUGGACGAGAUGGUGAAGCGUGAACAUGCUUUAAUUGACAGCAAAGAUGCCAAAAAGAAAGAUAAGGAAGCCAAUCAGAGCUCCAGAAGCACUGGGGCAGAGGCUGGAAAGAGUGACAAGACAGAAUAACCAAUCACAGCAUGAAGAGGCUGUCUAUGUAAUUCUCUCCACGUCUCGAAGCCAAGUCUGGCCUUCUCGAGUCUACUGUCGAUCACAUCUUUCUGUUUCUCUGAGCUACUGUGUCUCUCAUCUGCCUGUAAUAGCAAUAUAGAUAAGUAAAGAAAUAGUACAGAAACCUCACAGUGCUCAGACAGGAACAGCGAGACAGACAGACAGCAGACACUCUCGCAGGAACAUGGUGUUAUGCUUGGGCCUUCAUUAAAAAAAGUUUGUGAAACACAACUAUGAAUAACAAUGCUUUAAAUGUAAUAUCUUAAAGUUGAUAACUUAUUACACUUACACUUUAUGCUUUAUCAUAUGGGUCUCAUUUUAUCCUGCAUAAAACAAAAGUGUCUGAAACCCAGAUUCUCAUUACUGUAAUGCACCUGCAAGUUUUUCUUUUGAGUUUUUUUGUAAUUCUCAUAAUUGUGAUUUUCUUUUAAAUUAAGUUAAAUACAUUUAAGUUAAAUUAAAUUACAGAAAUGUACAAAAGGAUGUACAACAAAUGCUAUCAUGCUGUAUAAAUACUUUAUUCUUGCACUACAGUAAUGAGAGUUGCAUUUUGUGCAUUACGAUAAAGAGAAUUUACAAGAAAAUUCUUAACCAUAAUACUAAUGAUGGUUUACGAUCUUUUGUCUGACCUUGUCAAUAAUAUUUUUUUCUUUGUGCAAUCAUUUGUAGAUUUUAGUAUAAUGUUACAUUUUUAAAAGUGUUAAUGAAAGUUUAUUUUAAUGAAUUAUUAAUGAUCUCUGCUUUAUACUAACUAUUAUAAUACAUUUUUGAUGUUUA